AUGUCACAUAACUGUUUUUAUCAUUCGUAUCAUUUACAUGCUGUCUUGCCGGAAGAUCAAUCACAAAGAAAGCAUACGAGUUCCGAAAAUGCGGAUCACGAUAAAAAGUCUAAUAAAUCAUAUAAGGAACUUUGGGAGAUUAUCUCUAUACAGCAUCCCGAACAUGAUUUCCUAAUUACAGGAAAUCCAGGAACUAGCAAAACCUUUUUCAAUCUUUUUUUAUUGUGCAUACUUAUUGGAAAUGGUAAAACGGUGGUCUUUCAGAAUCCUGAUCAAAAAACUUGUUACAAAUUCAGCGACGGGACUGAGGAGUGUACCUCAACACGAUUAUGUUACCUAGUUAGACUGUUAGAUAGGCAGAUAUCAGUACAGCAAGAACAGAAUGCAGAUGAUGAGACGUUUAUGAGACGUGGAGACUCGGGUUGCACAUGGUUCGAUCAAGAAGGGAAAAUCAUAGCUUUGGGUCAUGGUGUACUCCCCAAACACAAAGAAUACGAAAAAGGAAAGUUAAUUGAUACAAGGAUUAUUCCGACAUGGGAUUUAGAAGAACUGGAAGCCCUCCAUCAACAUAUUUAUAUUAACACAGACUUUACUAAGUUGAGAAAAUUUUACGCUUUAUGA
Molecule: messenger RNA, 621 nt
Organism: Funneliformis mosseae
Lineage: Eukaryota; Fungi; Glomeromycota; Glomeromycetes; Glomerales; Glomeraceae
Source: the annotation of a GenBank genome assembly